GUCUCUCGCGUUCUCCGUUAAGAAAGCAAUUCGCAGUCUUGAAAUGACGCAGAGCUCGAAGUCGCCCGUUGUUGAUGUUCAUAGCCACCUAUAUCCUAACCUCUAUAUCGACCUCCUCAGAGACCGCACAGAAGUUCCAUGCGUUCGAUCAAACCCAGACACAAACGAGCUCCGGCUCGUCAACCGAGCGGGUGAGAAUGGCAAGCCCAUGACCCCUCUGCUAUACGACAUUUCCACAAAAAUUGCGUUUAUGGACGAGCACGGAAUCGACAUAUCGGUCCUCUCACUUGGCAAUCCAUGGCUCGACUUUCUUCCGUCAGAGACGGCCGGGGAUGUGGCCAAAACGAUAAAUGACUCCACAAAUGAGCUUUGCAAGACUUACCCAGGUCGGCUAUUCUUCUUUGCAGCGCUUCCUUUGAGUGCACCGACGAAUGUGAUUGUUGCGGAGAUCUUUCGGCUCCAAGCUGCUUCCCAUGUGCGAGGCAUUAUCCUAGGACCCGGAGGCCUCGGGGAGGGUCUGGACGAUGAAAAACUCGUCCCAGUCUUCCAAGCAGCGGAAGAGAUAUGCAUGCCAGUAUUCUUACAUCCGCAUCACGGACUGCCAUCUUCGGUAUGGGGCCCAUGUUGUGGCUCCUAUGGCCAGGUACCCGCUGUGUCUCUUGGAUUCCCAAUGGAGACCACCAUUGGCCUUGUACGGAUGAUACUGGCUGGUAUCUUCGAGAAAGUCCCCAAUCUUCAGAUUAUUGUGUCUCACGCUGGGGGUACGCUGCCGUUCCUCGCGGGUCGAAUCGAGAGCUGCAUCGAGCAUGACAGGGUGUUGGCGGCGGAAGGGAAGCUGAAGUCAGAUCGCAGGACUGUGUGGGAUAUUUUAAAGAACAACCUAUAUCUGAAUUCUGUUAUUUUUGACAAGAUUGGUUUGAAGGCAGCCAUUGAAGCCAGCGGAGUAGACAGAGUCAUGUUUGGCACCGAUCAUCCUCUGUUUCCGCCAGCUAGUGUCAAGACGAAUGUCAAGGCGGUUGGAGAUACCUCCGGAGGGACGGACGAAUACGAUAUGAUCAUGGGAGGGAAUGCUGCGAGAGUUUUGCGAUUAUUUUGAGACGGUCAGGGGUGCUCCAGCGCAUUACUUCAAUGUGAAUUGAAUGUGGGUGGAUUGGACGGGUUCUCUAGCUCGUAGGCAACUCAGUCACCAUAUCAGAGCAACUAUGCCGUAGCGAAGAAGCGAGAGCCGGGUAGCGUCCUGGGUAGUACUGGAU
Messenger RNA from Mytilinidion resinicola, 1253 nucleotides. Its product is annotated as amidohydrolase 2. The record is from RefSeq and is a predicted model, not a curated record. Gene Ontology annotation, molecular function: hydrolase activity; carboxy-lyase activity. The transcript has a single exon. Gene Ontology annotation, cellular component: cytoplasm; cytosol. Bases 44 to 1096 code for a protein of 350 amino acids. Gene Ontology annotation, biological process: secondary metabolic process. Lineage: Eukaryota; Fungi; Ascomycota; Dothideomycetes; Mytilinidiales; Mytilinidiaceae.